Molecule: messenger RNA, 780 nt
Organism: Penicillium cosmopolitanum
Lineage: Eukaryota; Fungi; Ascomycota; Eurotiomycetes; Eurotiales; Aspergillaceae
Product: ankyrin repeat domain-containing protein
Exons: 2
Coding region: 1-780 (259 amino acids)
Molecular function (GO): protein binding
Source: RefSeq, a predicted model, not a curated record
AUGAAGCUUCUUCUGGAGCUGGGUGCAGAUGUCAAUAUUAUCCUUAACGUGGACAACGAAACACCAUUGAUACAAGCAGUGCGCUACGGUGACCUCAAAGUCAUCAACGUACUGCUAGAACACAGGAACAUCAAUCUCUACGCGAAAAAUCGGUAUGGGUACACGGCAUUGCAUGUUGCUACUUGUUACAAUCAGCUAGGUGCAGUCAAUUUGCUCCUAUCCAGCGAACGCCUUGAUGUAAAUUGCAGGGACCACCAAGGCAACUCUGCCUUCUGGCUGUCUGUACACCUCGGGCGGGACGAUAUCAGCGAGCGUUUUCUCAAUGACAGCAGAGUGGAUAUCAAUUUCAGGGGUGGCACCAAUCCGCGAAGGCAAACCACAGCUCUCUACAUCGCCUGUUUUCGCACUGAGUGUCCGGAUGGUUUCCUAGUGAAUCCAAAUAUCCAAGGAGAUGGCAGACAAAGUCCUCUUGGAGCUGCUGCUUAUCAAGGCGCCUAUGAGGUAGUGGAUAUGCUGCUCAAGGCAGAUGGUAUUCGGCUCAACGCAAGUGACGAAAGGGAAGACGAUCCUCUGUGGUUGGCAAUCCAAACGCGUUCAAUGUCGGUAGUUCCACUUUUCUUGAACGACAGCCGACUUGACAUUAAUUGCCAGAACAACCAAAAGGGAGAUACUUAUCUCAUUGCCGCAGUUCGCAAUGGCAAUCUUCCCUUUGUGAACAGGCUAUCGGAUUUAAAGGCAUUGAGCUUACGAGAAGGAAUAAGGAGGCUAAAAGUGCGCUAG